AGCCCCUGGACUGGUAACAAAAUAACAAAAGCAUCGAACGUUGCAACAGUAACGGGGCUCUCCCACCUUUGCGUCCUUCCUUGUUUUGUCCGGUGCACGCUGGAGCGCCCACUUUAUCCGAUUGCUGGGAGCUGUCAGGCUGUAGUGAAGCCCAGAAGGGAUCUGCGGUUGGUUGUUUAUCUGGAGGAGGGAGGAGGCGGGGAGACUCGAAACUGCCUGUGUCCCAUUUCCUCUCGUGUGCGUGUAUGUGUGUGUGUGAGUGUGGUUUCCCCCCCUCCCUCGCUCCAGCCCUGGAUUCUCCAUGUUGGACCCGAUCUGAGGAGUAUCUACGUUGCUGCCUUUGCAUGCAGCUUACUCCAGGGCUUUGCAACUGAAGGAGGAGUGGACAACACCCUCCCUCCCCCACUGCACUCCCCCCUGUUCCUCCUCCUCCCUGGACGUUUCCCUCCUUUCCCCUUCCUCCUCCUCCCAACCAAAGGAUCCCCAGGGUCUGUGGGAUUGUUAGAUGGAAAGCCGGUCUAUCAUCACCCAAGUGCAGAGGGACGAAGCCUUGGUGCUUUCGAAGCAAGUCUUGGUGUCCAGAUCUUCCCCCAAGAAGCCUCGUGGCCGGAACAUCUUCAAGGCUCUUUUCUGUUGCCUUCGCGCACAGAAUGUCGGGCAGUCAGCCUUUGGUGGAGAGCAUGGGCCACACAAGGAGGAAACCAACACCAUUGCCAAGUCUGAUCUGUUGCAGUGUCUUCAGUACCAGUUUUACCAGAUUCCUGGGACAUGCCUUCUCCCCGAGGUGACUCAGCAGGACCAGGGCCGCAUCUGCGUAGUGAUCGAUCUGGAUGAGACCCUUGUGCACAGCUCCUUCAAGCCAAUCAACAAUGCCGACUUCAUAGUGCCUGUCGAGAUAGAGGGGACAACCCAUCAGGUGUACGUGCUGAAGAGGCCGUUUGUAGAUGAGUUCCUGAGGCGGAUGGGGGAGCUGUUUGAAUGUGUGCUGUUCACUGCCAGCCUGGCUAAGUAUGCAGACCCAGUAACUGACCUGCUGGACAAGUGUGGAGUCUUCCGAGCCCGCCUCUUCCGGGAGUCCUGCGUAUUCCACCAGGGCUGUUAUGUUAAGGACCUUAGCCGGCUGGGACGUGAUCUACGCAAAACUCUGAUCUUGGACAAUUCUCCUGCUUCCUAUAUCUUCCAUCCAGAAAAUGCGGUGCCGGUUCAGUCUUGGUUUGAUGACAUGGCGGACACCGAGCUGCUGAACUUGAUCCCGAUCUUUGAGGAGCUGAGUGGAGCAGAGGAUGUUUAUACCAGCCUCGGCCAGCUGAGGGCACCCUAAGGCCCUCCCAGCCCUAUGCCCGCAGGGGAACUUUUUCACUCAGUGCCUUCAGUAUUGGCCAGGAAAGAAGGGGAAUCGUGCAAGUGUUCUCCACGACCCUACCACAAGGUGGAUGCAAGCACUUUGGAGGCAAUAAUGUGCCUGGCCACCCAGAGCAGUUUCCAAGCAGGGUAUGGCUGGAUACCAGAGUUGCCUCUGGCCUUUCCACCAAAAGCAGGAACUUCAACGACAGAGACACUCCAUCCCCAAUAGCUCUCGUAUCUAUGCACUGCAAGGACACAGGGAACAUCAAGAGGACGCACCAUUUCUCCCAGGUCUCUGCUUCCUCCCUGCCCCCUCCAUUUGCUGCAGGAUGAUUAGCUCAGGGUGUGGUUUGUGUGGCUAAGAGUACCCGGCUCCCACUUUCCCCACUGAGUCUAAAGCAAUGCCAAAAGAUUUGGCCGGCGGUUUUUAGAAGCUAUAUGCCCUCCCUCUCCCUUUUGGGUGCUCUGAGAGCACUCCCACCCUGAGCCACAGCCAUGGGGCCUAGAAUCUUUGCCCCCUUAUACUCUCUCAGUCUGGGCAGGGAGCCCAGAUGGCCCUCAGAUACUUCAGUCCUAGUCUGGUGUCCUCACGUGGACUCUGGUUCUUCAGCGACACGUGCUGCUAGAUCUCUUGGAGGGGAGGGACUUGCCUUGCCUUUUGGUAACUGGCUGGAGAGAUAAAUUUGUUCUAGCGCAGCCAUUUUGUGAGGUCUCCUUUAUCCUUUCCCCUUUCAGCAUUUCCCCUUCAGAACAGUUAAGUCUACACUUGGAGGUUUCAUGGUCCCUAGUUAUCCUACUGGCUUUGGGGAGAUGUAAAACAUAUUUUCACACUCUGCCUUGUUACUGGGUUAUACCUGACGGUGAAAGGUAAGGCCCAGAGGGAGAGAGAUGCUUGCAAAAAAAAAAAAAACCCCAACACCCUCCAAUAUUAAAGCAGUGGCAUAGCAUCGGUAAGGGCCAGGAUUAAGUCAGCCAGCCCAGCUGGUGACUCCCGCCCCCCCCCACUUACCAGCUAACCUCCACCCAGAACCACACUCCGUAUGGCUUUAGGGCUGACAUUACAGAGCUUCCCCUGGCCUUGCACUCUGGCCUGGUGUUGCUUCUUGGGGGCCAGGCAGCACCUCUGCCUUAAGCUGCCCCCCAGUCGGCAGGUUACCAUGCCCAUGGGGAUGCCUCCGCACGGUCCGCUCUCCCACCCUUUCAGAGCGAAUGCUAGCCCAGUGGGUAGGAUGCGACUUCGGUCCAUAGCUGGCUUGCCCGGCUGCUUACCUCCGUUGUUGGUGCCCUGGCAUGCCAGCAGACGUAGCCUGCUUCAAACUCAGGACACUUCACCCGGCUCCGUUGUUGCUGUAACUUGAAAACCCAGCCCCUCGGGUGCCCUCAGGGAAUCAUGGACUAGCAUAUUAGGGGCAGGGCGGGAGGGCAGGGCAGAGGCCAUGGUUCCUCUCGUGUGCACACAGCCUGCUCCCUGUCGAUUGCUUUGUGUUCUAGGGGGAGACUUCACGACUGCCUUCGUUUUCUUCCCGUGCCCUGCCGCUGCUAACAGCCAGUAAAUGUGCCUCUUUCCUGUCAGGCUUUCUUGAGGACCAGGCCCCAGAGGAGGGCUGGGCCUACCUGCAUCUCUCCCCACACCUCUUCCCCUCCACAUUUUCAAAUGGUAUCAGCUCUGGAGAAACCAAAUGUAGACAGGGUUCUUGUUCAUGUUUGUAUUACAUGGAGCUUCUGCAAGCACCCGUUCUCUCCCUGCCCUCCUCCAUGGUAUGGUACGCUGCCCUUUUUAGUCAUGUCUGAUGUGCUGUGAACAAGCAAGUGCUUUCCAAGUGCCAUGGGGCCAGGGGAUGGGGGAAACCAAAUAUGUCAAUGAAGCCAGCUUGCUUUUCCUCCCUUUCCUGCCCACAAGCAAUACAUUGCAAGUGACUCCGUGUUUUGCCAUUGUCGUGGGCAGGGGGCGCCUUUCUGUGCUCUUUUUCUUUCUCUCUGUUGCUGCCUCAUUGGCUUGGGUCCAGGGGGAGGGCUGUCGUAGGUCAUCUCAUCACCUGGAUGGGAAGCUUGAAAGGACCAAAGCUUCAAGCCUUGCUGUUGGUUGUAUGAACAGGCUGUUCUCAGCUUGGCAAAGUGCUGCUUGAAGUUUGUGUGUAAUUUUAGGUUCACUGAUUGGCUACUAGGGGUGUGUGUGUGUGUGUGUGUGUGUGUGUGUGUGUGUGUGUGUGUAGAUUGGACCCCAGCUAAUGCUUGAAAGGAGUCUCUCUCUCCCCUCUGCUGGCUUCAUUUUCAGUAUGAGGCCUUUCCCUCUCCUCACCUCGGCUGCUGGUGGUCCACAUCCCCUUACAGGGGGUCUCUGACUUUGCAGAAGGGAUAGUUUCUUCUUGUACUAUGGGACUUGUAGUUCAAUAUGCUGUUGUUUCUUUCCAGGACAAAAAGCAGCGAGAGCUUUAAACGCUGCAAAGUUAAUGAAUGCUGGAAAGAACAAAAACCUCUUUGUUUCUCCUUCCUGGUUGAGCCCAUGUUCACAGCUUUGUCUUUGCCCUUUGUCAGAUGAGGAGGAAUCACCUCCUUCCCUCCCCCACUCCACCCCCCCUCCCCGAACUCUGCCAGGAGCUGUUCUGGCCCAUUAUUCAAUGUGAAAUUGGCUCCUCCUGGUUCCUUCACUGCACUAAACUGUGAAACCCUCCAUCUGAUGAAAACUGUUGCAUUAGCGGUGACACUCCACGAUUGUGUUCCACAUUCCUCCCAAGCUGGCAAACAUUGAUCUAUACUUUGUUCCAGACUUACUUAUUUCUCGCCAUCCCUAAAUACAGGUUUCAAAUGGGAUUGAGACAACCAUAUUUCCCCCCUUCCCAGGUUGCAUGGCAGGCGCCAUGUGAUGAGAUUUGUGUGGAGCUGGUUUUAUCUGAAAAACCACCACAUGAUUCACUGGGAUGCCACCACAAAAUGGUGGAGAUGUGUUUGCAGGAAGUACGGCAGCAUUGGAGGCUUUCAGGCAAUCCAGCUCGGGGAAACUUAGUUGUGUUGAAUCCAUAGUAAGGGGGCACCUGCCAUAUUGCCCACUGAUGGACAUUCCCACUCUGAGGGUGAGGCUUUCAAGUCUUGUUUUAAUAGCCAUAAUGAUACCUGGGUCCAAUUGCCAAUGUCGGGAUUGUGCCUUGAUCGAACCUAGCUGGUGAUAAGGGUAAUAUACCAGCCAAUGGCAGCCCUAGCACUUAACCAAGGGCUCCUUUUAGGAGCGCCAGACACACACCCUCCACCAAAGCCACUACACCUGCUGACUUUUGCUGUUCCUCUUACAUCUAAUCAUGUUUGGUUCUCCCAUUUUCAUAUAGGGAGCUGUGGCUGGCUGCUUUUGAGUAACAGCAGCCCUGGGCUUUCCCUUUCUCUCCCCACCUCACAGAAGUGUGAAGACAGCGGUUGCCUUUGUCACAUGUUCUCACUUGCUGGGUUGUUUUGUUCUUGUUUUUAAAAUUUUGUUUUAAUAAAAAAUAAAUAAAUCCCAAAACUUGAAGCCGGCACUGUUGCCGUUCCGAUCUCUUUCUAUUUUUGGAAUCUUUGUAUUAACUACAAUUAAAGAAAUUUAAAGAAAAA
Molecule: messenger RNA, 4923 nt
Organism: Hemicordylus capensis (graceful crag lizard)
Lineage: Eukaryota; Metazoa; Chordata; Lepidosauria; Squamata; Cordylidae
Gene: CTDSP2
Product: CTD small phosphatase 2
Exons: 8
Coding region: 506-1321 (271 amino acids)
Molecular function (GO): RNA polymerase II CTD heptapeptide repeat phosphatase activity
Source: RefSeq, a predicted model, not a curated record